AUGAGAGUAGGCAAAGGGUGUGGACGGUGUCGAAAUCGCCAUAUCCGCUGUGUCAUUCCCAAGGGCGCAACGUCCUGCACUCCAUGCUCGCGUCUCAAUCGGGACUGUCAACUUGAUCCCCGCUUCCAAUUCAAGCCUGUCCGCCACGUCUAUCAGAAGUCCAAUGGGGCUCCGGCUCGAUAUGAUCUUGAAUGGGACCAGGGGCAGAUUUGGGUGGAUGUGACACAACCGGUGACCUUCGUGCUUGAAGCCGCCAAUGGUUCACCGGGGGAGGAAGUGUUCAUACCGCCAGAACCCGUUACUCCGGCCCCGCUUCCUCUGUCUAGCUUGCUUCUGGAUGAGACACCGGAGCAGUAUCCGGAGAUAUAUCAUGGUGAAGCCAACUCGAGAGUUGUUGAGCAUCGAUCGCAGAUCACUACAAGCAGUCCAUUCACCACGUUUUCAGAGGAUGAUGCCGUUCUCUCAUUGCGAGAGGCAUCCUUGAUGCGUUAUUUCAUCCAAAGAUUAGCACCCUGGGCCGAUAUCUGCGACAUUCAUUGUAACUUUAGUACCGAGGUCCCAAGACGAGCAUUGGAGAAUCCAAUGGUUCUCAAAGCAAUCCUCGCACUUUCAUCACGCCACGAUGCGAUUUUGGCCAACGAUAGCGACCUGGAAGCCUCGGCUUACCAUGGCGAAUGCUUGGAGAUGUUAAUCGCAGCACUCAAUGAAGCAGAGACCAACUGCGACGAGAAUAUGCUGAUAGCCGUUGUCAUCCUCCGAAUAUACGAGGAAUUGGAAAACAAUACCGAUCAAAAGUUUCAUCUGCUUGGAUCCAAUCGAUUAGUCAAUCUGGUCUCCCGCUCUGCAUGCUCGGGUGGAGUGGCCGAGGCUGUAAGCUGGCAGUUCUUACGGCAAGCAAUAUACGCAUCGGUGGUUCAAUACCAGCCCCUGCAGUUGGACAUGCACAAUUUCGAGUCCUCGACGAUGUUCCAUCGCAGCGAUGAUGCUGCCUGUGCCAAUGCGAUCAUCUACUACUGUGCCCGCAUUCUUCAGCUUUGUUGUGAUCAGCCCGGAAGAAUCGUCGACAGAGAUACCUGGGUCUAUAUAUCUGAUCAUGUAGCAGAGUGGAACCGAAAUAAGCCGACUACUUGGCAGCCAAUUCGAUACCAAGCACCCAACCUUGCUGCUGAGCGACCAUUCCCCGAGCUCUGGAUGAUAUCUCCACCCUCAGGUAGGAUUCCGAAAGGUGCUGCGCUUGUUGACUUAACUACUGACCAAACGCUCAGUUGUUGGAAUGCAGUAUUAUCAUUCCGCAUUAUGCCUAAACCAUGUCGUCGAAGAAAGCCCGCAGCUGACUUGUCUCAAAAGAAAACCAUCGCAGAGCAUCUGGUCAUGGUCAUUGGACUUUCACUGUCUAAUGAAAGCGUAGAGAAUGCCUAUUUCAUGGCAUCUCACCUGCUACAUCGCUUCGGAUACUGUCUCCGUCACAAGGUCGAACAGCAAGGUGCAAUCCACUUCCUCAAUCGAGUAGAAAGGCAUCUGGGAUGGCGCACGUCGUGGAUGAUGCGUGAGCUCGAGGAGCAAUGGAUUGAGCUGGCAGCUCUCGACACGUGGGGCCUUUGA
Messenger RNA from Penicillium olsonii, 1602 nucleotides. NCBI's taxonomy places the organism in Eukaryota, Fungi, Ascomycota, Eurotiomycetes, Eurotiales, Aspergillaceae. The record is from the annotation of a GenBank genome assembly.